Paramecium octaurelia is the source of this 1518-nucleotide messenger RNA. NCBI's taxonomy places the organism in Eukaryota, Ciliophora, Oligohymenophorea, Peniculida, Parameciidae. The record is from the annotation of a GenBank genome assembly.
AUGAGAUUAAAUAUCCUCAAAGAAUGUUUCUCUACAUUCCUGAAAUCUGGAGACAAAUCAAACUUUAAAUAUGGCCUGGUUGACUGCUAACUCAAAGAUGUUUAAUUCUAAUUUAAAUCACCUUAAUUUAAUGAUAUUGCCCAAUAAUAUUACGAAGCAUAUGAGAAGAAGGGAGACGAGGAAUAUGAAAAGUUGAAUGAAGAAUUAUAAUAAUUGAUCCAACCCUAUUAUCUUUAGGAUGUGUCUCAAAUAAUGAAUCAUUUUAACAUGUUAGAUUUGUCAGCCUGGUAAACACUGGUAGUAUAAAUGUGCAAUAACCUAGAAGCUAUUCCACUCACAGAAAUGACUAUUACACUCAAAUAAAUAUUCUUGUUCAUGAGUAGAAAGUUUAGAAUGCAAGAAUCAAGCGUUGAGUAAUACCAUUAUAGUGAAUAUGAACUCCCUCUUGUUUUUACAGAAAAUCAAUUAUUUACUAUUCUCAAUCAAUUGAAAUUCGAUCAAACUCAAAUAAACAAUUACUUAGAAGCUUUGACUACUCUACUUAGUAUAUUUUUCAAAUUCAGUCGAAUUUAACCAAUAUCCUUUUAUGAUGUUUAUGAAAUAGUUAGAAAAAAACUCUAAAUUGUAUUGGAUAAUCACCUAGAUGAAUUAGAUCUUAAUAACCUAAUAACCAUGUAUUAAAGUUAUGGAUCUGAAUCUGAAAUAAUUGAAUAAAUCAUUCAGAGAGUAAAAUAACUCGAUUCUGCAGUUCCACAUCGAGAAUUGGAUAGAAUAUUAGAAAUCUGGAAAACCAAUGGAAACAUUGAUUAGGAUUUAUUACUCAUUUUAAAAUCUGAACUUCUAUAUUAAAUUAAAUUGACCAAUAAAUAUUAAUAAAAUAAAGUUUUUUAGAGAAUAUUUGCUUUAAUCUAUGCAAAUGUUAAUGAUGCUGAAAUAUUACAUGUUAUAGAAAAAAAAUUAUAAAAAUCUACAAAAUUGCUUGAAAGUAGAAAUUAUUCAUUUUAAAAUGUAUUUUUAUAAUUUCUAAACUAUCUUAGGGUUAUUUAACUUGCAUUAAAAUAUUAAAACUACGUCAUCCUGAAUUGUCACUACCUCAAAUCUAAAUGAAACCUAAACGCGUUAGUAAAUAGAUGUAGAAGUCUUUAUAAGAAAAUAUACUAAUAAAUUUCUUCAGAUAAUAUAUUAAUUCCUUAGAUGAAAAAGUUAAGAUUAAAGUUGAUGCUCCUUGCUGGAUAUAUCUAAUUGAUGUUGCAUUGUUGUUUCAAGAUGCUAAAAUUGCGUUUGAACUAUCAGGCUCAGUUUAUUUCAGAGGCAACAGCUUAACAGGUAAGAAAUAAGCCAAAAAGGAAAUUAUGAUUUCUGAAGGAUGGAAACCUAUAUUCCUUGGAAACUAGGAAAAGAUUUUAUUUAACAAUUUUAGCUUCAAUCAAUAAUAAUUACCAGAAUAAAUAGAAAGAUUAUUUGAUGAUUUAUUCGAGAAGGCGUUGGGUAGAAAACUGUAGAAAAAAUAACAUUGAG